AUGAAGCUGAGCAUCUCUCUGUUCUCGCGAAGCAACACUACCUUACAGCUACUGGAAAGAGCGGACCAAAAUCUGACCAGUCUCCGUUUCGGUUGCACGCAAAAAAUUGUCAAAGAGAUUCGACGUGUUUCUUUAACUUGCAGCGCCUUAGAAAGAAAAGUCGUCUUUCAGCGGUACUCUUAA
Messenger RNA from Plasmopara halstedii, 183 nucleotides. RefSeq lists its product as uncharacterized. Bases 1 to 183 code for a protein of 60 amino acids. NCBI's taxonomy places the organism in Eukaryota, Oomycota, Peronosporomycetes, Peronosporales, Peronosporaceae. The transcript is spliced from 2 exons. The record is from RefSeq and is a predicted model, not a curated record.